UAAGUACCCGUUUGUGUUAGCUUGAUAUGUCUUCCCAUGUAGUGCCUCUUUCAUGCUUCCUUCCAAGGGCUUGGCACUGAUUCAGGAGAGCACCUUUUACUGUAGUGAAGUCUUGGGAUGCUGAUUUCGUGUAAAAAGGAGGGGCAGACUAUGCCAGGACUUUAGUGAAGCGUUGGAAUGGAAUUGACUUAAAUCCUGGCUGUAUUCAGAGAAUGAUGGGAAGUGACCUGUCUCACUGCUCCAGGAUGAGCAGCCACCCUCGGGAAUGGAGUUUCUUGUGUCAAUGCAGAGAAACUUGAAAUAAGAUGCCCUGCCUGCCUUGUGAAGAAGAAGUGUAAAACAGGUGGAGCCAGUGCAGUCUUUAAACAAAUUCUAGAGAAAAAUUAGAGGGUCUAACCCUGAUGGGUCUGAAUGUUAUUCAGCUUUACAAAGCCUAAAGAAAUUGAAAGGAAGCAAAACUGGGAAGAAAGGACCCAGUUUCCACCUGCACACGAAUGGGGUGGACUCCACACUGUCCUCACUCUGUACUGCUCAGGAGUGUGACAUUGAUGACAUCGAUGGCUGCUUGUCUGCCUGUCUCCUGUACUUUGCUCCCUAGGUGAGAUCAGGCAUUUGCAGUGUGACGGGGUUUCUGUCUGUAGUCUGUCCUUAUCUAGGAAAGCAGCAUUACCUUUUCAAGUGGUGAAAAUACUAUUGAUCUAACAUUGCACUGAAAUUCUUUCAUCUCUAAGUGUCCCUGCCCUUUCCCAAAUGGGUAAUGGGCUUUGUCCCCUCAGUUUCUGAAGGGAGAUAAAUGAAAUGCAGCAGGAUUGUUCUGCAGUUGACCUUCAUGAGUGUAGACGCAGCUAGGAUAGGAAUCCAGGGCUCUUAAUACACUGAUCCCAGGAAGAGGGAACCUUUUGCUAUCUUGCAGAUGUGAUAGAUGUGUCUGUGGGCAUGAAUAGCAACUAAUGAAUAUUUAUACAGGUACUAAUGAAGUCCUACAUCUGUUUUUACAGAUGCAUGUGGGUAUGGACUUGCAAGAUACCAGUGUGGGUGUGAAUAGAUGCAGGCCUGGGAAAAUUGUGAUAGCUUGUAGCUGAGCCACUUGGCACAUACCGUGUGUCCAAAUGCCUACUUGCAGAACAGUAUUAAAAGACAAAAAAAAAAAUUGCUACCCUCUUGUCCCUUCCCAAAAGAGUCAUGAACGUUAGGGGUUUUUGUUUUUUUUUUUUAAGCAUAACUAUCCCUCGCUGAAAAUAUUAAUUGUACUUCCUGUCUCUGGUGACUUUUUGAAUGGGAACUACUGUUGUGUGACCACUGUUGGCUUCCCCAAGUAGGCAAACCUGGUAGCGCUGCUUGGGGGAAAGUGAAUGCUGUGUGAGUGAGCCAGAAACCCUUUUUAUACUGUGACAUUUAACAUUUGGGUGGCUGGUGGUGAAGCUGGCAGUUUCACUGGACUGCCUGCUGGGAGUUAUUUCUAGGGAUGUGUGCAUUGAGCCCCUUCUGUGACAAAGGUUAAUAAUGCUUGUAAGGCAGAGGUGAAAGUGGCUCAGCAGAAGAACAUCAGGAAAUCUGGCAGACUGGAAGAGCACAGCUGCCCCCCUGGGCAGCUGCCACGUGUGAAGCAUGGAGGAAAGUAAAAACGAGAAGGUGAACCAGGCUCAUGUUCUCUUCGACAGAUUUGUCCAGGCUUCCACCUGCAAGGGGACUCUCAAGGCUUUCCAGGAGCUCUGUGACUACCUGGAGCUAAAGCCCAAGGACUAUCGUUCCUUCUAUCACAAACUCAAGUCCAAGCUCAAUUACUGGAAAGCCAAAGCCUUGUGGGCCAAAUUGGAUAAAAGAGGCAGCCAUAAGGACUACAAGAAGGGGAAAGCAUGCGCCAACACGAAGUGUCUGAUAAUUGGGGCUGGACCCUGUGGCCUUCGCACAGCCAUCGACCUGUCCUUCCUGGGAGCCAAGGUGGUGGUGAUAGAGAAGAGAGAUGCCUUCUCCCGCAACAACGUGCUGCACCUCUGGCCCUUCACCAUCCACGACCUCAGGGGCCUCGGCGCCAAAAAGUUCUACGGCAAAUUCUGUGCAGGAUCCAUAGACCAUAUCAGUAUCCGUCAGCUCCAGCUGAUCCUUUUGAAGGUUGCCUUGAUCUUGGGAAUAGAGAUCCAUGUCAAUGUGGAGUUCCGGGGGCUCGUUUACCCUCCAGAGGACCAGGAGAAUGAAAGAAUAGGUUGGCGUGCAUUGGUCCAUCCCAAAACCCAUCCAGUGUCUGAGUAUGAGUUUGAAGUCAUCAUUGGAGGGGAUGGCAGGAGAAACACCUUAGAAGGGUUUCGCCGAAAGGAAUUCCGUGGCAAGCUUGCAAUUGCCAUCACAGCAAACUUCAUCAAUCGCAACACCACAGCUGAAGCCAAAGUAGAAGAGAUCAGCGGUGUGGCCUUCAUCUUCAACCAGAAAUUCUUCCAGGAUCUCCGGGAUGCCACAGGCAUUGACUUGGAGAACAUUGUCUACUACAAGGAUGAUACACACUACUUUGUCAUGACUGCCAAAAAGCAGAGCUUGCUGGAUAAAGGAGUGAUACGGCAUGACCAUGCUGACACAGAGGUCUUGCUCUCCCGGGAGAACGUGGACCAGGAGGCUUUGCUCAACUACGCCAGGGAGGCAGCAGAUUUCUCUACUAACCAGCAGCUGCCCUCGCUGGACUUUGCCAUCAACCACUACGGGCAGCCCGACGUGGCCAUGUUUGACUUCACGUGCAUGUACGCCUCCGAGAACGCCGCCCUGGUGCGCGAGCAGAACGGCCACCAGCUCCUCGUGGCAUUGGUCGGGGACAGCCUCCUGGAGCCCUUUUGGCCAAUGGGAACUGGAAUAGCCAGGGGAUUUUUGGCUGCGAUGGACUCUGCUUGGAUGGUACGAAGUUGGUCACUUGGAGCCAGUCCUUUGGAAGUCCUUGCAGAGAGGGAAAGCAUUUAUAGGCUGCUGCCUCAGACCACCCCAGAGAACGUGAGUAAGAACUUCAGCCAUUACAGCAUUGAUCCUGCCACCAGAUAUCCCAAUAUCAACGUCAACUUCUUGAGGCCACAGCAGGUACGCCACUUGUAUAAUACAGGAGACUUGAAAGACAUUCACCUGGAGAUAGAGAACUUUGUGAACUCCAGGACACCAAAGCUGACUCGAAAUGAGUCUGUAGCUCGUUCUAGUAAAUUGCUCAGUUGGUGCCAGAGGCAGACUGAUGGAUAUGCUGGUGUUAAUGUGACAGAUCUGACAAUGUCAUGGAAAAGUGGCUUAGCUUUGUGUGCCAUUAUCCACAGAUACCGUCCAGACCUAAUAGACUUUGAUUCCUUGGAUGAGCACGAUGUGGAGAAGAACAACCAACUGGCCUUUGACAUCGCUGAGAAAGAGUUUGGGAUCUCUCCCAUUAUGACUGGAAAGGAAAUGGCAUCUGUUGGAGAGCCAGAUAAGCUGUCCAUGGUGAUGUACCUCACACAGUUCUAUGAGAUGUUCAAAGACACCAUCCCCUCUAGUGAUAGCCUGGAGCUGAAUGCAGAGGAAAAGGCUGCCCUGAUUGCCAGUACCAAGUCUCCCAUCUCCUUCCUCAGCAAACUGGGACAAAGCAUCUCUCGGAAGCGCACUCCCAAGGACAAAAAAGAAAAGGAACUGGAUGGUGCAGGAAAGAGGAGAAAAACCAGCCAAUCUGAGGAUGAGGACCUCCCACGAAGCUACAGAGAAGAAAGGCCCACACUGGUGAGUGCCCUGACAGAGAGGAGAAUUGAUGCUGCCAUUGGGAAUCAGAACAAAGUCAAGUCCAUGGCAACCCAGCUGCUGGCCAAGUUUGAAGAGAAUGCACCAGUGCCAUCCUCAAACUUACGAAGACAGCCACCUGUCCUGCCUUACCAAGAGCGUGUCCACAGCCAGCCAUCCAGCAGACGAGAGCAGGGCCGGCUUGCUCCCAUACCCCAGUGGAAACAGAUGAGGCAUAAGGAACGUUCUCGGACCUGCCCCAAAAAAGUGAUCAUGCUCUCUUCUUCCACUCCAUCCUCCUCUCCAUCGUAUCCCAGACAGCAGAGAUUCAGGGAACCUGGUGCUGGCUAUCCCGGGGAGCUGAGGCCCAGACAGGAAAGGAGAUCUCCUCGUUUAUUUUCUCAUGACCAAGUGCCCAUGAGUGUUGAGCAAAGGGCAUGUCAGCUGGCUGCCCUCCUGGAGUCCAGACGUGCACUGAGGCAUCAGCCCGAGACGGAGCCGUCUCGCCGAUUCUUUGUUGACCAGUGGGAGCUCUCCCUUAGCCUCCGCUCUUCCAACCGCCCUUCCUCACCCUCCUCCGACUCCCUGCGACAGAAGUACAUAAAGAUGUACACAGGCGGAGUGAGCUCAUUGGCUGAGCAGAUAGCCAAUCAGCUUCAAAGGAAAGAGCAACCCAAAACCCUUCUAGACAAGAAGGAACUGGGCUCUCUCAAGAAGGAAUUCCCCCAGAACCUGGGAGGCAGCGACGUGUGCUACUUCUGCCGCAAGCGGGUCUACGUGAUGGAGAGGCUCAGCGCUGAGGGCAAGUUCUUCCACCGCAGCUGCUUCAAGUGCGAGUACUGCGCCACCACCCUGCGCCUGUCCUCCUACGCCUACGACAUCGAGGACGGUAAAUUCUACUGUAAACCUCACUACUGUUACCGAGUCUCUGGUUAUGCUCAGAGGAAGAGGCCAGCAGUGGGUCCUCUGUCAGGAAAGGACACCAAAGGAGCUCUGCAGGACGCCAUGGCCAGCGAUGGGAGCGGACGGGCCAGCAGCAUCCCCACCUCAGCAGAGAGGGCCCCAGGUUCCAGUGUGAACGGGCUGGAGGAGCCCAGCCUGGCCAAGCGGCUGCGGGGCACUCCGGAGCGCAUCGAGCUGGAGAACUACCGGCUGUCCCUGCAGCGCGAGGAGGAGCUGGAAGAGGUCCCCGAGGAGACACUGGCAGAGCACAACCUGAGCAGCGUGCUGGACAAAGGGACAGAAGAGGAUGUGCCCAGCAGUAGUUCAGAAUCUGAGAUGGAGGAGGAAGAUGAAGAAGAAGAUGAUGAACAGCAACCCCCUUCAGACCUGGGUGGUGUGCCAUGGAAGGAGGCCGUGCGUAUCCACGCCCUCCUGAAGGGAAAGAGUGAAGAAGAGAUUGAGGCUGAGCAAAAUCAUGAGAUUGAGUACAAAUAUGAUGAGGAUGAGGAGGAAUACGAAGAGGAAGAAGAUGAGGAGUCAAGUGAAGAGGGGGAGUAUAACCCUUGGGAGAGAGAGCUGCAGCAAGGCCUCUGGCUCCAACGUCUCUCAGAUGAAGAGGACUCGGGUACACAUAAAGGUACCCGUACGCUGUCUCCACUUCCAGGGGAAGCUGGAAACCUUAGGCUGCAGCAGAUUGUAAAUCCGGUUGAUCCUCUGGAGAUCCUGGCAGAUGUGCACUGGACACACAUCCGUGAGAAAGAGGAGGAGGAAAAAAUGGUCUCAGCCUCAAAGUCCUCCACCUCCAGAGCAUCCGACCUUCCCUCCGUACGCCAUGAGGCGGUACAGGCGUGGCUGGAGACGGUCCCUGGAGCUCCAUGUGAGGAGGAUGAUGUGGAGGAUGAGCUGGGCACAGAGCCUGCAGACACAGAAGGGCAGGCAGGUGAAGAGGGAGACACGGGUGCAGAGCUGGACGAUGACAUAGCCUCUGAUGCAGAAGCCGAGUUUCGCCUGCGUCAGAGUGGGGCAGAAGGGGCAGAACUGAAAGUCUCUGAGGAUGAAGAAGAAGAAGAAGAAGAGGCAGAAGGUGCUUCUCACAGUGUGACUGAAGAUCCAUGCAAGCCACCCAUCCCUAUCCAGCCCUCUAAUGACAGUGUUCUUCCUCUGUCUCCAGCUGCUAGUCCCAAAGCAAAACAAGCAGAGGAUGUAGAAGAUCCCCUGGCUGAAGUGUGCCGUGCAAUAAAAUCCCCUGAGCCACACUUUUUUCCUGAGCCUUUCAUUCUUGAAGAAAGACCAAAGGAUGAAAUUCCCAAAGACAGGAAAGUUAAGAGCCCUUUGGUGCCACCAUCUCCAGUGUUGUCCCAGCCUGUUGCAUCACCAGAAGCCAUUGCACCCCCAUCACUAGCAGAGUCUCAGCCAGGAGCACCGGCACUGGCCUCAUCCCCAGCAUCUGCUCAAACGCCUAUCUGUUCCCAGCCUUUGCCUUCUGCUGAAACAUCCAUUCCAUCCCCAGUGGAGCCUCCAGUAUGUUUCCAACCUGUCCCAGCCUUAACAUCUACUCCUUUAGCCAAAUUGGCCCUUAGGGGCCAGGAUGGUGAGGUGGAAAAGCUGGGGAGCCCCACUACUGCAGAAGAAGCCCUGAAACGGAGCAGCCUCGUGGAAGAGUUCUGGAUGAAGAGCGCUGAAAUCCGACGGAGCUUGGGGCUCACCCCCGUGGACAGAAACAAGCGCUCAGAGAGCAGCUUCACUGUGUCUGCUCUGGAGACAACUCCUCAGAAGACUUUCAAUAGCAGGAAUAUUUCAGGGGAUGAAAGGAUCCAUCCUGUGAAACCCCAGCCUGCCCCAAGAAGGCAGGGACUAUCCAAGUUAGAAAAUGAGCAGAUUUCUCUGCUCACUCCAAAGUCUCCAUCAGAAAAGGAACUAAAGAUUUCCAGUGAAGUACGGGGAGAUGUAUCCAGCAGCUCUGGGCUUGGCCUUCAGGAGAGUUCAUCUAACAUGAGAACUAUGGCUAGCCAGAGCUUCAACACUUCCGACUCCACCAUGCUAACUCCUCCAUCGAGCCCGCCACCACCACCUCCUCAGAACGAGGAGCCGGCCACGCUGCGCAGGAAGAGGUACCAGGCACUCUGGCAGAAUGAGGUGGAAGCCAGGUCACCUCCGACACCAGCAUCAACACCUCCUGCUCCCCGACACCAGGAGCCAGCCCCUCCUGCCAAGGAGGCCCCCCCGGCCAAGAGGGACGACGUGCGGAAGUCGUUCGCAGAGAGCGUGGAUGAAAUUCCGUUUGCUGAUGACGUGGAAGACACGUACGAUGACAGGACAGAGGACUCGAGCCUUCACGAGAAGUUCUUUACACCUCCUACCAGUAGGCCAAGGCCAGAGAAACCACAUCUUUUGCCCUUGGUCAAAGAAAAUGGUGGUCCACCCUCCAUGGAAGGAGGGGCUCACCAUAAGAAGAGAGUGUUCCCUGACAUUUCUGUGGAGGCCAAGGAGCUUGCUGAAGAAAGAAUGAGAGCCAGAGAGAAGUCUGUCAAGAGCCCAGCACUACGUGAUGCCAUGGCUAAACAGUUGUGUAAGAUGAAAGAUAUGGAGAUGACUGCUGCUGCUGCUACUGGGGCCACAAGGGCACGAAAGGCAUCUUCUAUGCCCUUGAAGACCAAAGAGUUGUUUUAUGAGUCUCCAAAACAUUUGGCCUUGAAAUUAGCAGAGGGAUCUGCACGAAAACAUAAUUCUGCUACUGAGAAGUACUCCACUCCUCCUGCUGAUAUGGCUGGACCUGAAGGGUCUGUAAGCUCUUCAGAAGGCUCCAGUGGGAAGAGUAAGAAAAGAAGUUCCCUCUUCUCCCCUCGUAAGAACAAAAAGGAGAAGAAAUCCAAAAACGAUAGCAGACUUUCUGACAAAUCUAGUGGUGGGACAGAGGAAGCAACAAAGCCUAGGUCGUUAUGGAAGUCUGUUUUCUCUGGCUAUAAGAAAGACAAGAAGAAAAAGGCUGAUGAGAAAUCUUGCCCAAGUACUCCCUCAAGUAAUGCCACUGUGGAUUCUGGCAAGCACAAACCCUCUCCACUGAUCACAGCUGCAGAUUUACAGCUCCGUCAACACCUGAGUUUCUCAGAGGACUCCGACCUCUCCAGUGACGAUAUUCUGGAGCGCUCCUCCCAGAAAUCCAAACGAGAGGCGUUUCAUGAGAAAUUCUGCAUUUUCCAAGAGAUGCAGAAGAAUGAGUCGAUCUAUGUACCACACGCCUUGGCAUUCAAGAGAUCAUACUCGUCAAAGAGAGCCUACACAGAAGAGGAGCUGAACGCCAAGCUGACGCGGCGAGUACAGAAAGCUGCCCGCAGACAAGCCAAGCAAGAGGAGCUAAAGAGGUUGCACAGAGCUCAGAUUAUCCAGCGGCAGUUGGAACAAGUGGAAGAGAAGCAGAGGCAACUCGAGGAGAGAGGAGUUGCUGUGGAGAAGGCUCUUCGAGGAGAAGCAGACUAUUGGGGAGAGUCUUAUUACAGUGACCUCAUCGACUUGCAUCUGGGUGUUGAGCCCAAUGCCGGGACACCACGUCGUAGACCUCUCUCCUUCUGCCCUUGCUGUGCCCAUGAAGGCAUGGGUAAGAAGGAUGACCCCAAGCUGAUGCAGGAGUGGUUCAAGCUGGUGCAGGAGAAGAAUGCCUUGGUUCGCUACGAGUCUGAACUGAUGAUAUUUGCUCGCGAGCUAGAACUGGAAGACAGGCAGAGUCGACUGCAGCAGGAACUGCGUGAGAGGAUGGCAGUAGAAGAUCAUCUGAAGACUGAUGAGGAGCUCUCGGAGGAGAAGAGGAUCCUGAAUGAAAUGCUUGAAGUAGUAGAGCAGAGAGAUUCCCUUGUGGCUCUCCUUGAGGAGCAGCGGCUUCGAGAAAAAGAAGAAGACAAGGACCUGGAGGCAGUCAUGCUUUCCAAAGGUUUUAGCUUGAACUGGUCCUGAGCUUAACACAUUUACCUCUGCUGGUCUGUGUUGUCCAGUUGGCCUACCCUGAGUUUGCCAGAAUUACAUGGAUAGGAAGAUGUUGAAGGGGAAACCUCUGAAGGGUCCAACAGCAUGCAGGGAUUUGGUUUGAAGCACUCUGAAGCCUUUUGAUAAGUGUGUUGGUUCCAGAAGCUUAAGUUUUACAUGUCUGCAAGCCAAGUUGAAGAAAUGAGUUGAGACUGUGGAGUCUCCCUGAGGUCCUGUACGAUGGACCGUAUUUUGUGUGUGGUAGGAGGGAGGGGGGAAUAAUCCACGUGUGGGGAAGGAGGUUAAGGGAAGAAGUACCCUUAACUACAGUGGAUUUAAGGCAGUCCAUUCCUUUCCCAUUUUUACUACACCAGUUCUAAUAAAAGGGAGGGAAGUGGCAACCUUUCCUGAAAAACCACAGCAGCCUGUAGCAGUGGAGUCAGCUGUCCAAGAGAGCUGCAGAAGCCCAGGGCAACACCUUCUUUGCUUUAGUCUUCCUCCCCACCAAAGAAACCUGCAGUUGAUCCUUAUGCAUGGAAAUGAAGAAAUACCAGACAGAGAAGAUACUGCUAUGUGUGAUGGAACUCUCUGCCUCCUGGUUUUUGGAGAGAAGUGGGCAUCAGUGGACUCUUUCCCUACCUUAGACUCCUAAAUCUUCUUGUGGGGAACAAGGGGAGCAGAAGAGAGAGGGAAGAUGCCCACCUGCUUUGCUACACACUGGAGAGGCAGCUACUGCUGGCCUUAGUCUUCAUGGCCACAGCUCAGAGGCUGGUGGGCUUCCUUGUUCUGUUUUUAUUGUGACUGUUUUGACACUGGAAAAUACUGCUGUGGGACAGUGGUAAGUGUGUGCUGGGGCAGGGGUGUUCCCAGGCAGCAUUCCCUGGUUAUUUGGCCCCCUAAAAGGGAGAAGCCCUUAAGUGACCGAACCACCAUUAAGACUUUUCAGUGUUUUUAUUUUUUUUUUUCCUCUGUAUUUUGUUUUUGCACAUUGGAAACAAAGCUUAAGACCUGCCUGGGCCCUCAGUCACUUUGACCCUUUUAUGUCAAUUAACUUAUUUUUUUAAUACUUGAAAGAAGAUUCAUUUUUGUAUCUUUUAGGAAACAAAUGGACGAGUGAUGGGUGUGUGUGCCUGCUGCAUCCUACAACUUCCACUUCAAAAUUACUGGACGUUGUUACCUGUGGCUAUUUAUUAGUGUUCUUAAUAAUAAUUUGAUUGUUACACAUAUUUGAUUGUGGAGGGAGUGUUUUAACUCUGUUAGAGAAAGACACUACUGCGGAUUGGUCCCUGCUUCACAGCAAGGGCAGCCUUUAUGUACCCAUGGAUGCAUCCUGCCCUAGGAGUUUUCAUCUAUGAAAAAAUCCUGUGCACUCAUGGAGUUUAAGAAUUUUUUUGUGUUCUUAGCAUCCUUUUCUUCCACAUCCCACAUUCUCUCUUUUGGACUAACAAACAUAUAUUUAUUUAAAUUUUACAUUUUUAUAACAAGAAAGCCAAAACUGUGAGGUAGAAAUAUCCCAUAUGUCUCUUCCUCACUGAAAGAGGGGAUCCUCACAGUCCUGAUACAGUUCGAGGGAUUUCCAUGAAAACAAAACCAGCACAUUUCCUGCUGCAUCCAUUGGAAGAAGCUCCUUUGGCCCAGUUAGUGAAUCUGCUGCUUUUCAGCCAGGAGGGUCCUGACCGUAACCACACGAUAACCCAUGAGCAGGAUGUGCACUGAGCAGCUCAGCCCCACUCCCUGUGGGACAGACUCCCUGGGCAAGCCGUGUCCUUAACCUAUCCUGCAGAGCUGAAGCAGCACCGUGCACUGGGGAUGUGUUCCCUCCUUCACAUGAUGUGUCCAGAGGGUUUCCCUCCUUGGGAUGCUGACUGUGUUCUUUUCCUGUUAAAGAAGUACCAAGGCUGCUUUUGAUGUCUCUGAGAACGUGUCCCAUUCCCAAGCACAUGUGUACAGCCUACUGACUCUUCCAGCUGGAAUUGACACUGCCGGUGCGAGGCACCCCAGCAGGGCUGAACAUCCUUCAGUCUUUUGCCCUGGCACAGAAGUUUGCAUGGUUUCUUGCCGCUGGCUCUCUACCUCCUUCAGAGGGGUCUCCUGUAAGCCAAGGCCUGUGAUUCGAAUUCACCUCUGAUUUGGGAGAAUGCCCCAGGCUGAGGGAGAAUGAGUAGGAGUGUCCGUGGGGACUCUGAGCAGUGCUGGUUGCUAACUGUGGAAACCUGUGUUUUCCACCCAAAGCGUUCUCCCUUUAUUCCACCUAAGGCAUUACAAAUUAAAUCCAGAUACUCGUGAAACCAACCAGACAGACAGGCAGCUGCAGUGCUACUUCAUAACUGUGUUUAUUAGCAAGUGGCACCUGCCAUUCCAGCAUCCCAGAGUAUUGGCUUCACCAGCAGGAUGUCUAACAAACAGAAUUCCCUCCCGUUUGCUGGUGCAGGGCCUGCUGCAAUGGUAGUUUACACAGUCUGCAUUUGAGGGGCCACUGGAAGCUGGAGUGCAGGAAGAGGGAAGAAAGAUAGCAGGUUUACUGUAAAUUGUCUUGUGUAGAGAAUUGGCCUCAGUCCAUUUUAUAGUGCACUGGGUAUAUGGACCACAUCUAGCUUGAAACAGAAGGUCGUUGAAUGUGAGCUGUAUCACAGAAGAAAGUCCUGAAGAAGAAACAGGAGAUGGUUUCUUUUCCCUUUCAUGCUGAGGGACAUUGGCCAGAUCUUUGCAAUGCUGAAGAGUGAGAUCACUUCAGGGUGUAAUACCUUAUUGCACAGAAAACCCACAUAUUCUAACCCUAAACUCUUUGGGUUGUGCUGAAGGCCUCCAGCAGCGAGAACGAAAACAAAGAGCUAACAUCGCACACACAAAUUGAUUGAAAAUACACAAAAGGGAAUGUUAAAAGGCCUUUUUAUAUCAAAAUGGUUGUAAAAGGCACAACUUGUUAUUUGCUGUUCAGUUGCACUUUAAGAAUAUGACUUGCAUAUCAGAUAGUGGGUUUUUUUACUCUCUGAAUAUUUUUAAUUCAAAUUUUUGUAUUUUUAAAGCUGAAGAAGGUUCUUGUGAGCACAAGAUUCCUUAUUUGUAUCCGAAUCCGAGCAGGAUGUUCUAGCUCUUUGCGCUGCCCGCAGCGCACGCUCAGCCACGUGCAUUCAAUGACGUGUGUCCAUUCCACGCGUGAGGAGAGCCAAGGGACCCUCAGCUCCCCAGACGUGGGCACGCAAGGGUGGCUGUCCCCAGGUGACGUGGUCCUGACCCGGGGCUGGCCGUGCUUCAUCCCGGCAGCAGGUGGGAAGAGAGCCGAGCUUGGAACCUGAGCCGUGUUGUUCUGAAAUGGGCACACUGAGGAUGGGGCAAGCCCUCCAGCCCCCUAAGGGGAAGGGAGGGGAACACCAGCUCCUGGAAGGAAACGCCCAGGAGGUAAAUGGAGAUGGGGGAGUGAGGACUGCCACAACAACUAAUCUGCUGUUUUCACAGUACCUUUUUUUUAAACUGUUCUGUUCCUUUUAACCAUAUUCUCAUUAAAAGUCACAACUGGCUGUAAAAUUCUGAACUACGGAGGACUAAUGUGUGGGAAGGUGACAUUUCAGUUCCAACUUUCAGACAUAUUCCUUCUUUCAGUUAACCAAUACCCCCUGGUCUCACUAGGGCAUGUUAUAAACUGCAUUGCUGAACAUAUUUUAGAGCAAACCGCAAGUUUUAAAAGUCUGUCCUUCUCUCUGCGUCUCUGCAUUUUCUGUAAAUAUUCGUUUGUAUGUAAAGGCACCAGUGGAUCCUUGGGCUACCCCCACGGUCAAGAAUCUGAGUUUUGUGCAAUGCCUAGGCCUCUGUUAGAACACGGUGCUUGCGUAGAGCUAGUCACCACAUUUGUGUGCACUCUGGUGGGUUUUAAUAUUUUUAUACAUCCUAAUCCUGAACGUUAUGAAGUAUUCUAAGUGGUCUAGACAGCAUGAUCUAGAGCAGCCGGCAGUUCCCUUUUGUGAGCAGCUACACCUUGUUUGGUUAACAUUCUUCUAAAAUAAGUUUGCCAUUAAGUGUUUACACCACACACCAGUGGAUUGAGAGAGGUGUUGCAUUGUAAAAUCUCCCAUGUGCAAACUGAAAAGCUGCCAUGGGGAUUUCAGUUGUCACUGUCUGCAAGGAAGAGAGCUCUAAAGCAUACUAAAAACCAGCCUGUAUAUAGUUCACAGAGAAAGAGAUCGCUGGCUGUUGACCUUUGCAAAGUAACAGAGAUGGGAAGCUUUCCAAAAGUUCCUGCUUUUUGGAUUGUCCAAGCCUGCUACCCUGCCUGUACGUGCCUGCUUGGCAGGUAGUAGGCCAGGUAGCAGGCAGCUGAGGAUAUCACUGACAGCAGGUGUGAAGGGGAGGAUGCCAUGUUCUGAUGGCAUUGCAGUAACUUAAAUACUCUGUAUCUGUGGGUGCAUGCGUGUGUGUGUGCAGUCUAAUCCAGGCAAAGGGAGUUGCUUUGGCAUCUGCCCUUUUGUAUGAACGUGAACUCUGAUAUUCAGAUUGUUCAAGGCUUUUACGGUUGGCAUGUAUGGAGCGUUAACAGAAAAGUGAAUACCCUACCUGUAAAAAACCAACUCUGUUCCAGCCUGUUUUCUUCUAUUUGGUUGUGUUUUACCGUUUGUUUUUAUGCACACUUGCUUCAUUGGUGUUGAGAUUUUAGCACCUCAGAUGGCCAACUGAACUAAAAAAAAAAAAUAAAGUCAUUAAUUAUUU
Molecule: messenger RNA, 13311 nt
Organism: Motacilla alba alba
Lineage: Eukaryota; Metazoa; Chordata; Aves; Passeriformes; Motacillidae
Gene: MICAL3
Product: microtubule associated monooxygenase, calponin and LIM domain containing 3
Exons: 44
Coding region: 1609-8601 (2330 amino acids)
Molecular function (GO): protein binding; FAD binding
Source: RefSeq, a predicted model, not a curated record